AUGUCGCAAUCAAUAUCACUAUCUUUUGGUCCACCAUUAGAAACUUGGAAUAAAGGAGUGGAUCAAAUAAUCCAUUCAAAUAUUUCAGAAUGCACUGCUCGAACAGUUGAACCUGUCGGUCAAUAUUUUUUUUCGUACGCUCGUCAAAAACUCGAUAACUCCUUUUUCAAUUUGGAUGAACACAUGAAUGUUGAAACGCAAGUAGAAGAAGAUGAGUUAUUAUCUGAAGAAUCUGAGGAAGAAGCAGUUGAAUUAUUAAAUCGCGAUCCAAAAGAGUGGAAGUAUAGAUGGGAUGCUACCGAUGAACAAAUCAAACGUGCAUACAGAAAGAAAGUUCUUAAACAUCACCCAGAUAAAAAGGCAUCAAGUGGAAACACCAAUGACGAUGCCUUUUUCAAAUGUAUUCAAAAAGCACACGAAGUACUUUCUGAUCAGACUAAACGUCGACAAUUUGAUUCAAUUGAUCCUGCAAUUGAUGAUUCGAUACCACCAACCAUUAAGACAAAGGGUAGCUUUUUCCAAGUAUAUGGACCAGUUUUUAAAAGGGAAGCUAGGUACAAUUUUGAUUCAUGGCGAUCAUUUGAAUAUUUAGAUAAAGAAGAUCUAGAUAAUACUGAAAAUCGAGAUGAUAAGCGUUAUCUUGAAAAAAAAAAUAAAGCAGAAAGAGCAAAGCGUAAAAAAGAAGAUACAGUCCGACUGAGAAAGAUUAUAGACCAAGCCGUGUCUUCUGAUCCACGUAUUAUUAAAUUUAGACAAGAAGAAAAGGCAGCCAAGGAAGCCAAGAAAAAAGAAAAAGAAGCAGCGACAUUAAAAGCUCAGGAGGAAGCAAAAAAGGCGGCUGAAGAAGAACGACUAAAAAAAGAAAAGGAGGAGGCUGAAGCAAAACUAAAACAACUCGAUGAAAAAAAAGACAAGACAGCAAAAAAGAAGGCAAUGAGAAACGAACGAAAGAAUAUUAAGACAAACCUUAAGUCACAUAAUUAUUUUUAUCCUGAAAAUGAAAGACCAUCUGCGGAUAUUAUAGAAAUUCAGCUAUCAGAAUUAGAUAUAUUAUUUGAAAAUCUUUCUUUGGAGGAAUUAAAAAAUGUUAGAACUAAAAUGGAAUCUUCUAAAGACAGAAAUGAUGCAAAACAAGCCUUAAUAGACGAGGCAACAAGACUUAUCAAAAAUGGUAUUUUAUCUUCAAGUUCGAUCAAACAUUUUUAUUCAGGUUCUGAAGAAAAACCUGUUGAAAAGAUAAAAAAAGUUGAAGUUACAACAAAUGCACCAAAAGAUCAAUUUCCAUGGAGUGAAGAAGAAACAGCGUUAUUGAUUAAAGCUGCCAACAGAUUUCCUGGUGGCACAAUAGACAGAUGGGAAAAAAUAAGCGAGUAUAUUUCUAUCCAUUCUAAAUCGCCUCCAAGAAAAACUGAAGAUUUGGUCAAGAAAUCUAGAGAAGUUCUAAAAGGCAUAAUAAUACAACCAACAUCCAAAAAAUGA
Messenger RNA from Entrophospora candida, 1479 nucleotides. Lineage: Eukaryota; Fungi; Glomeromycota; Glomeromycetes; Entrophosporales; Entrophosporaceae. The record is from the annotation of a GenBank genome assembly.